Molecule: messenger RNA, 1497 nt
Organism: Leptosia nina
Lineage: Eukaryota; Metazoa; Arthropoda; Insecta; Lepidoptera; Pieridae
Source: the annotation of a GenBank genome assembly
AUGUUUAUAGGUAAAACCUUGGGUAAAGAAUUGAAUGUUAAAUCAUCAAAAAUAGUUGCUGGACAAGAACCUGAAAAAACAAAUGAACUGUUACAAUGUUUGGCGGAAGCUUUGGAUAAGAAUCUUUCAUCAGAACAAGCUAUUAAAACUCUGAAAGUAGGGACAAAUAAUGGUAAAAAGGUAUCUAAGGAGGCAAAAGUAUCCGACAAAAAAGUCUUUUCUAAAACUAAACAAAUAGACAAAUUGAAUCUAAGCAACACUACGCAUUUAACAUCAAAAAUAAAAAGUAAAGACAAUGAAAAUCAAAGAAAAAAAUCUACACUAAAAGGUACAUCACAUCAAAACAAAAAUAAAAGCGAGGAAAAAAUAGCGAACACUCCGCAGUACUUUAUUGAAAGUGCAGAAAAGAAGACGGAAAUUGAAAUUACAAGAGAAACGAUUAUAACAACGGAGGAUGAGAAUGCUACUGAAAUCGUUAACGAUUUGCCACAGGAACCCCAAGAUGAAACUAUAAGAAAUAAUGACUUAGCUAAUACUUUAAAUAAAUCAAAUAUAACAAAGGAAGAAAAUGAUACCGUAAAAAAUUAUGACGAAAGUAAAAAAAAUUAUAAUAUUGAUGAAAAAGCUACCGCAUCGCACAGUUCCACAAUACUGGAAAAAGACGAUAUUCAUACAAAUAAAGAAAUAAUAUUUUUAGAAGAAGUAACCGAACAGAAAAGUGAAGGAUCAAAAAAUUUUGGCACUGAAGAAAAUGGAGAUCAUUCUGUAAAAGACUAUAAAGACUCGAAUGGUAAAAGGAUGCCAGAAAUAUCUAGUUUAAAACCAUCUAGUGCGCGACCUUUAUCUUCUCGGCCAGGGGCACCAAAAAUACGCGAUAAACACGAUAAUACAAUUAAUGUUUUAGCUAGCAGUGAUCACGUUGUUAUUGGUAAAGUAAAUAUUAUAACAGAAAGCUCAUUGCCGGAAGAGGACGAGGAAUCUAGUUUUCAAAUAGAAAUUACGGAUAAUAUCGAUGCCCAGCACGAACAACACCAUCAUUUAAAUAAACCACAUGGUCAUUUAGUUCAACAGAUUUUAGAUUCGCAAAAAAGUUUUGGGCAAGUCAAAGGAAGAACUGAAAUAGAGUGGGAAUUGGGUUCACAGGCAACGCGGGAUGAUAUCAAUAAAGAUCUUGAACAGUUACAAUUUAACAUACAAGCACUUUCACGCGUUUCAAAUCCUUUGGGAAAGCUGCUGGAUCACGUACAAGAAGAUGUUGAAGUUAUGCGUCAGGAAUCACAACAAUGGUUACAGAUUUAUGGCGACAAAACAAAGGAAUUAUCAAAACAAAGAGAGAUAACUGAAGAGGCUAUGAUGCCCCUAUAUUCCAAAAUCAAACAAUUUGAAACUGAUAUUCUCGAAAAACGGCAAAGGAUUAACGAUUUAAAAAUAAUAAUCCACAAAAAUAACUUACGAAUAGAGAAACUCCUAUCGAAUGGGCAUGUGCAUGUGCAAUAA